Lodderomyces elongisporus is the source of this 399-nucleotide messenger RNA. RefSeq lists its product as uncharacterized. The transcript is spliced from 2 exons. NCBI's taxonomy places the organism in Eukaryota, Fungi, Ascomycota, Pichiomycetes, Serinales, Debaryomycetaceae. The record is from RefSeq and is a predicted model, not a curated record. Bases 1 to 399 code for a protein of 132 amino acids.
AUGGGCAAUGCAACGGUAUACCCUAGAAACAGUGUACCUCAAAUGACGUAUAUGCAACAACAACAUCCACUACAACAACAACAACAACAACAACCACCACCACCACCAAGUGGUUUGUAUUAUAACAAUGCAAACUACAAUUACCCACCACACACAACACAAGAGUCAUAUGUGCCUCCACCAUACCCUGAACACGAGCAUGGACAAGGACAAAGACAAAGACCAGCUGAAGUAGAAUCACAAGGGGUACAGUCACCACUAGUGCUGCGGGGAAGAGGUGGAUACAUACCCCAAAAUAAUGAUGACUUGGGGUAUGCGCCACCCCCACUGACAGUGAGUGAUCAGAAACAUGUAUAUGUUGCACCAGAAGGACCACCUCCACCUGCCCACACUAGAUAA